GCUUAAUGGGCUUGUUUGAGAAACGCCGGUUCCGGAAAUUCCUGGUGUACGUUGCCAACUUCGAUGAGAACGACCCCCGAACUUUUGAAGGCGUCGAUCCCAAGAAGACCACCAUGCGUGACGUGUACAAGAAGUUUGACCUGGGGCAGGAUGUUAUAGACUUCACGGGCCAUGCCCUUGCUCUCUACAGGACCGACGACUAUCUAGAUCAACCCUGCCAAGAAACAAUCAACAGGAUUAAGCUCUACAGCGAGUCGCUGGCUCGGUACGGUAAAAGCCCGUACCUUUAUCCCCUCUAUGGCCUUGGAGAGCUGCCCCAGGGAUUUGCAAGGCUAAGCGCUAUCUACGGAGGCACCUACAUGCUGAACAAGCCCAUCGAAGAGAUCGUGAUAGAAAACGGCAAAGUGGUUGGCGUGAAGUCGGAAGGGGAGGUUGCUCGCUGCAAACAGCUCAUCUGCGACCCCAGCUACGUCUCGGACCGCGUAACGAAGGUCGGCCAAGUGAUCCGGGUAAUUUGCAUCCUGAGCCACCCGAUUAAGAACACGAACGACGCCAACUCGUGCCAGAUCAUCAUUCCACAGAACCAGGUCAACCGAAAAUCAGACAUCUACGUCUGCAUGAUCUCCUCUGCGCACAACGUGGCGGCGCAGGGGAAGUACAUCGCCAUCGCCAGCACUACCGUGGAAACCGCCGACCCGGAGAAGGAGAUCAAGCCGGCCUUGGACCUCUUGGAGCCCAUUGAGCAGAAGUUCGUUAGCAUCAGCGACCUGUUCGCGCCGACCGACUUGGGAACCGAAAGCCAGAUCUUCAUUUCUCGCACCUACGACGCCACCACUCACUUCGAGACGACGUGCGACGACAUCAAAGAUAUUUAUAAGCGGAUGAUGGGCUCAGAGUUCGACUUCGAAGAGAUGAAACGCAAGAAAAACGAUAUCUAUGGGGAGGAGGAGCAGCAGUAAUGAGAAAUCUCUUUAAUUAGGAGAAAAUUAAAAUGGGCUAAUAUGAAUAUAUAAGGAACUUAAAUGAACACUGUAUGAAAUUCAAUAUUGUAAGGCCUGCUUUUGUAAUCCCAUCUCUGAGAGAUUGAAGAGUACUGCACUGGUAAUGUUCCCCUUUUGGAUAUCAUGUGUUUAAUUAUUUCAUUCUAAGUAGGGCUGCUGUCCAGAAUCUGGCAAAUUACUGACUGAUUUAACGACUAACCUCGGGAAGGAAAGGCAGACUGAACCUUUUUGGGUUU
Messenger RNA from Mesitornis unicolor (brown roatelo), 1237 nucleotides. Its product is annotated as rab GDP dissociation inhibitor beta. Gene Ontology annotation, biological process: vesicle-mediated transport; protein transport; small GTPase-mediated signal transduction. Gene Ontology annotation, cellular component: cytoplasm. The record is from RefSeq and is a predicted model, not a curated record. The transcript has 7 exons. NCBI's taxonomy places the organism in Eukaryota, Metazoa, Chordata, Aves, Mesitornithiformes, Mesitornithidae. Gene Ontology annotation, molecular function: Rab GDP-dissociation inhibitor activity. The annotation marks the transcript as partial.